CUUUAAACACCCAAGAGAACAGCAGACAGAGGCUUGAGAGUGCGAAAGACAUGGCGUCAUCAACGAAGGCAGCCCGUUUGGGCGAGGAAGUCUGGAAGACCCGAGUAGAUAAGGUCAGCGCCGAACUUGUUACCCUCACAUACGGCACGAUCGUCGCGCAACUAUGUAAGGACUACGAAUAUAACUAUCCUGAGGUAAACAAGCAACUGGAGAAGAUGGGCUACAAUAUCGGGAUACGGUUGAUUGAGGAUUUCCUGGCCAAAACGAGCGCACCAACCUGCACCAACUUCCGGGAGGUUGCCGAGAUGAUCUCAAAGGUCGGCUUCAAGAUCUUCUUGAACGUCACACCCACCAUCACCAACUGGUCCAGCGACAACAAGCAGUUCUCCCUCGUCUUCGACGAGAACCCCCUUGCCGACUUUGUCGAGCUGCCUGACGACGGUCGCGCGCAGGAUGAGCUGUGGUUCUCAAACAUACUGGCCGGUGUGCUGCGUGGAGCAUUGGAGAUGGUUCACAUGCAGGUUGAGGCACAUUUCAUCAGUGACGUUCUUCGAGGCAACGACACCACUGAGAUGCGGAUAUCUCUGAUCCGCUACAUUGACGACGAGAUGCCACCUGAUGACGAGUAAGGACGAUGCUUUUCUAAAGGCUUUCACGUACCCAGCUAGGCGCAGGAGCCUUUUCCACAGGAGCGGCAUUUGCAAGCGAUUGCACACGUAGGCGAAACUGUAGACGGCAGCAAAAGAGAAGGACCAAGCGCUCUCAUAGACAGCUUGUCACGACAGUACGAUCGACUCCAGGAGCCCAAGUCGAUAACCUCCCCAGGAAACACGUCUCCGAAAGAGCCAAUCGACAAUGAGCAGUAUCAGCUGGGCGUGAGUGACAGCAAAAAAACAACUUGGCGUG
Messenger RNA from Macroventuria anomochaeta, 906 nucleotides. RefSeq names its product trafficking protein-like protein particle complex subunit 3. The record is from RefSeq and is a predicted model, not a curated record. Bases 51 to 629 code for a protein of 192 amino acids. Gene Ontology annotation, cellular component: cis-Golgi network membrane; TRAPP complex; cytosol. NCBI's taxonomy places the organism in Eukaryota, Fungi, Ascomycota, Dothideomycetes, Pleosporales, Didymellaceae. Gene Ontology annotation, biological process: endoplasmic reticulum to Golgi vesicle-mediated transport; intra-Golgi vesicle-mediated transport. The transcript has 5 exons.